Oikopleura dioica is the source of this 393-nucleotide messenger RNA. The record is from the annotation of a GenBank genome assembly. NCBI's taxonomy places the organism in Eukaryota, Metazoa, Chordata, Appendicularia, Copelata, Oikopleuridae.
AUGAAGCUCUUGAACGCCUUCCUCAUCGCCGCUGUCUCUGCCCGACAUUGCGCUCGAUCCUUCUCCGGCAAUCCAGCCCUCGCUGGUACCUUCGUCGAGGCCCAGAAUGCCUACCUCGCUUCCCUCGAAGAGGGCGAAGCUGAGGAGCAGGAGGAGCCAAUGAAGAAGAAGAACAAGAACAAGAAGGAACUCCGAAAGGCUGAAAAGAAGGAGAACCGACAGGAAAACCGAAAGGAGAACCGACAAGAAGAGCGACAAGAAGAGCGAAAGGAAAAGCGACAGGAGGAGCGAAAGAACAAGAAGAACAACAGGGACGGUGACAAGAAGGAGAAGAAGAACAACAGGAAUGGAGAGAAGAACAAGAACAAGAAGGGCAAGAACAAGAAGAACUAA